This is a messenger RNA of Hevea brasiliensis (rubber tree), 705 nucleotides long. RefSeq lists its product as uncharacterized. Gene Ontology annotation, cellular component: nucleus. Lineage: Eukaryota; Viridiplantae; Streptophyta; Magnoliopsida; Malpighiales; Euphorbiaceae. The record is from RefSeq and is a predicted model, not a curated record. Gene Ontology annotation, molecular function: protein binding. Bases 1 to 705 code for a protein of 234 amino acids. Gene Ontology annotation, biological process: rRNA processing. The transcript has 7 exons.
AUGCGUUCCGAAGGGGUUUCCAUGUCUGGCCCAGCGGUGGCGGAACGGUUUACUUGGAUUGCAUUCAAGAAGUUUUUGAUGCAUACUCUUGGUUUAUGCAUUGGAGAUAGUGGCAGUAAGGAAGAUAUGAAGAUGGAUGUUGAUACUGGCCGGCAGACUGAUGAACUAAUCCACGCAUUUGUUGUAGCACUUGGUAGAACUCACAAAAAUGACAAUUCAAUCACCAAGUUUAUUGACAUAGGUGAUGGCCUCGGGGAACUUGACAUGGAACGUUAUGAGGACGACGACGAAGGUAUCCUGGGAAUGUGUCUAGUUUUCUUUCUUUCUUAUCUGCACAGGUCAUGGUACCUGUACUACCCAAGCAAUGAUAUGGACCCCUAUCCAAAAGAUAAGAAUGACGAUGAUUCCGAAGAGCUUAAGGACGUGACCUUUAAACCAAAGGAUGCCAUCAUAAUUUGUUCACGUAAUGAGGAUGAAUGCAGUCACCUUGAGUAUCGGAUGAUGGUAAUUCAAACAUAUAUCCUGUGGGCAUUCCCUCUAUUUACAGCAUGGCUUGAUUGUCCGCUUGAAGGGGAAGAAAAAGGAAAUUUUAUAGCUGUGGGUUCAAUGGACCAUUCAAUUGAAAUAUGGGACCUCAACAAUGUAUAUGUCGAUCAUAGUCUCACAACUUCCCUUUCUCAGAUUGAUGAAGUGCAGCCAUCUUGA